Messenger RNA from Saccostrea cuccullata (small rock oyster), 1264 nucleotides. Its product is annotated as chloride channel protein 2-like. The transcript is spliced from 7 exons. The record is from RefSeq and is a predicted model, not a curated record. The annotation marks the transcript as partial. Lineage: Eukaryota; Metazoa; Mollusca; Bivalvia; Ostreida; Ostreidae. Gene Ontology annotation, biological process: chloride transport. Gene Ontology annotation, molecular function: voltage-gated chloride channel activity. Gene Ontology annotation, cellular component: plasma membrane.
UCUAGUGCUUCCUCGUUAGAGUCAGAGAAAGAGAGACAGGUGUAUCACACGUUACAGCUGCCCCUCAGAUCUAUCCUCAAAAAAUCAUCCUCAUCCUCAGCUCUAUCAGACAGGGCCAACAGCGAAACCAAUCUUCAGUCUGAAAUUACUGCUUACUAUAGAAAAUUGGCCAGUACCAAGAAAACCAGUAUUUGUGAAGAUGCUCCUUAUAUCCUUGAUAAAAGAAGCUUUACUAAUCUGGCAAAGAAAGUUAGACUACCUCCAGAACCAGUAAAGAUUAAGAAUCUUACUACAGAACAACAAGAAGAGUGGGAGGAGCAAAGACUUACAGAUCCAAUAGAAUGGGAGGGAGUUCAGAUAGACCCCGCCCCCUUCCAGCUGGUGGAGAGAACUUCUCUACACAAGGUCCAUUCUUUGUUUUCUUUGUUGGGCAUUAAUCAUGCUUAUGUCACCAAUACUGGGAGACUUGUUGGAGUGGUGGGAUUAAAAGAGCUAAGAAGAGCCAUUCAGGGAAGAAUUGAUGCUCAGGCCAAAGGUCAAGAUGAGACAGAGGAUGAAGAAGUUGAGGAGAUAGAUCCUCAGAACCUGGAGGUGGAGAUGCCUCAGCCUCAAAACGAAUACAGACUGGUUAACACCUCUAACGAGGAACUGCACGGAGUGCUAGUGACUAAGGACGAGUGACUUGUUAACACUGCUAACGAGGAACUGCAUGAUGUGCUAGUGACUAAGGACGAGUGAGGACCACACACAAGUGUGGAUUCAUGUUAUAGUGCAGAUGUGAUACAAUUGUCAUGUGAAAUUUUGUCAACUUUUAAAGAUCUAGCUUUACUUCUGAGUCACUUAAGGUUUGGGAAAAUUCAUAUACUCUACCAUGAGAAAUUAAUACCAAAAAAGUGUGUUCAUAAUAGAAUUGAAUGAUAUCUUCCUUGAUAUGUGUUCCACAGGAAAAAAAAUGUUUUCACCUUUUUCAAUAUCUCAGGAUUCAUUAAAUGUUACAGAGCCAUAAUGUCACAUUGUGACCAAAUUGUAUGCAUUCCUUGUUAAAUGUGAUUUAACACAACAUAUGUUAAUAUGGUUUUUAAUGGUUGUUCCAGAAAUACAUUCCUGCAGCCAUUUUAAAAUUUUCCUUAUCAAGGAGAUGCUCAAAGAACUGUCAAUAAAUCUUCACACAUAUUUUUAUUUUAUGCAUUGUAUGAUAUUUUUUUCUCAUUUAAGAAUCUCAUUUUUUGCUUAAUACACAUGUAAAUAAAUCAUUGCAAGUUUA